CCCCGCGUCACGUCGGGCGGGAAAGCCAAAAUGGCAGCGAGAGGCGCAGGCGGCUGCGGCGGCGGCGGCUGGUGCUGAGCUGAAGCCUGCCCUGGCUGUGCCAGCCGCGGGCGUCCUGUGCCCUGGGGUGCCAGCCGUGGGUCCCUCCCUGGCCGAGGCUGCUGCCCAGCACCAUGGAGGAGGUGGAGUCUCGCUUCCUGCACCUCCUGCAGCCCAUCAGGGACCUCACCAGGAACUGGGAGGUGGAUGUGGCUGCCCAGCUGGAGGAGUACCUGGAGGAGCUGGACCAGAUCUGCAUCUCCUUUGACAAUGGCAGAACUGUCAUGAACUUCGUGGAGGCUGCUCUGGUGAUCCAGGGCUCUGUUUCCGUCUACAGCAAGAAGGUGGAACAUCUCUACCAGUUGGUCUACCAAACCCUUGACUUCAUCUGCAACAAGAAGAGGCAGAAGCAGCCUUGCUCCGUGGGCCCUGAUGGCAGGGACGCUGAUGCCACCUUUGGGACUGAGCAGGAGGAGUUCCUGUCCUUGGAUGACAUUGGGGACAGCAUCGAGGCCAGCGUGGACCUGAGGAGGGACCAGCAGCCCAACGCGGUGGAACUGCUGCCGCUGACCCCCAUGUGCCUGCUGCCCCCAGAUGACAACGAGAAAAGGUCCCACCCCCUCCUGAGCUGCAAGGGGGAGCUGCUGGCCAGCCGCAGGGAUUUCCGCAUCAACACCUGCACCCCCCACGCCUCUGGAGCCUUCCUGCUGGAGCCCUACGGCCUCUCCCCAGCCUGCAGGCUGCAAGGCUUGGCAGCUGGUGGCCCCCGGGACGUGAGGGAGCAGCUGGGAGCUGCUGUCCAGGCUCUGGACUUCUCUGAGGGAGCAGAUGCUGCAGGCCCUGAUGAGGAUGACAUCAGAGAUGACUUCAUCCCCGAGGAUGCCAUGGAGUUGCCCCCAGCUGCCACCCAGCAUGUGGAGGCACAGAGGAGCCUGCCCCAGCCCAAGGGCUAUGCCCUGCGGGUGCCAGCCCCUGCCCAGGACCCCAAGACCCACCUCAAGGAGAAGUUGGACCCUUGGCAGAGCCUGGAUCCCUUUGCUGACUCUGAGGACAAGCCCCUCAAGAAAGGGAGGCCUUUUGUGUUGCCACCCAGCCUGAAGGAUGUGGCUGGGGGCAAGAGGAGGAGGAAAGGACCAAGGAAGCUCCAGGACUUCAUGAAGUGGUUCUCAGCAACCUACUACAAUGGCAGCGACGGCAGAAGAACCAACAGGAAAGGUCCAACCUUUGCGGAUUUGGAAGCCUUCUACUGGAAGGAGCAGAAGGAGCGGAUGGCGGCGUGGAAGAAGCUGCAGCACCCACUGGAGCCACUGUGGCCAGCAGAGCACCAGCUGGAGGUGCCUGAAGAGGAGGAGGAGCAGGAGGCGCCAGAAGAGGAGCGUGGGGUCGACUGCCAGGGGGACGACGGGGACUUCAUGGAGCACGAGGAGCUGCCACCCGAGAGGCCGCUGGAGCUGGCAGAAGGAAACCUGGCCCCAGCCUGUGACGUGAGCUACGAGGAGCUGGUCCGCAGGAACGUGGAGCUCUUCAUUGCCAACUCCCAGAAGUACCUGCAGGAGACGGAGCUGUCCCACAGCCUGCGCAGCUGGGAGGACAGGAUCGGGCCCCUGCUGCAGGAGCAGGAGGAGCGACCUACCUUUGACAUCCACAGCUAUGGAGUGGCACUGGCAGAGAGGUGCCAGCCUUUGGGGCAGUGGCACCCCUUUGCCAGCCUGGUGUGUGGCCUGCCCCCCUUCGAGGUCAGCAGGUACCUGCUGGCUGCCCUGCAGCUGGCCAACGACCUGGUGGUGGAGCUGGCGCAGGAGGAGGGGCUGGAGGAGGCUGUGGACACGCUGCGGCUGCGCCUGCUCAGCGCCCCCCAGGAGCCGCUCCAGCGCCUCCGCCGCCUGCAGCUCUCGGCAGCCUGCCCCGCAGCGCCCCCCGCAGGUGUGCCCCCGCAAUAGCGCCCCAAUAAACGCCCCCUGGGCAGA
Messenger RNA from Pogoniulus pusillus (Red-fronted tinkerbird), 2006 nucleotides. It is a transcript of the gene NCAPH2, whose product is annotated as non-SMC condensin II complex subunit H2. The coding region runs from base 174 to 1979 and encodes 601 amino acids. Gene Ontology annotation, biological process: mitotic sister chromatid separation; meiotic chromosome condensation. The record is from RefSeq and is a predicted model, not a curated record. Gene Ontology annotation, cellular component: nucleus; condensin complex. The transcript is spliced from 21 exons. Lineage: Eukaryota; Metazoa; Chordata; Aves; Piciformes; Lybiidae. Gene Ontology annotation, molecular function: chromatin binding.